AUGUCCGCCCCUCGAACCAAGCGCCCCUUUGCCGGCGCCGCCAGCGACCCUGACCAACGUCAAAUAACCUCCUUCUUCUCCCCCUCUUCCUCCGAUUCCCCCACCGCCACCCAAUCGACCAAAACGCCCCUCAACGGUCCCAUCCUCCCUGCCCCAGUGCAAACCAACCUCCUCAACGUCGGGAUGCGCGUUCGCAAGUCAGUCCAGGAAGGCUACAAGACCGGUGCGCAGUACUCUGCCUUCAAGCUCUGGGAAGACAACGCCGCUCCCAUCACCCCAACCCCUACAGUUCCUGUCAGCACUGCUGGUGGUGGUGGAAUGAGGGAGCUCCUCCCUUUUAGCGGCAUCCACAAAGUCGGUGGGCUCGGGAUCCAGCCAUCUAACGGUGCUGGAGCGGACGAUUGUGAGAUGGCGGGAUCGCAGGAGUCGGUUUACAGCAAUGGGAGUGCUACCUCUGCGGUGGAGGCGACGGAGAGGGUGAACCUCAAUGCGAAGAAGAGGUUCUUUGUUGGGGAGGAAGACGAGGAGCAGGAGGAGGGGAUGGUGCUCUCGUGGGAGGAUGUGGAUGUCAGCCCUAGGAGUUUUGGGCCGGCGGGGUUUGAAAAUAGGAGGUGGGCUGUGCCGAGGGGAAAGAAGGGUAGGGAGGGUACUGUUGCUGCUGCCGCUGGGCAGGAGAAUACUGUUCGGGUGCUGGUGGACGGCAAUGAUUUUGAGGAGGCGAGCUUCUUGGAGGGGAUGGGUGAUGAGUAG
Messenger RNA from Podospora pseudopauciseta, 750 nucleotides. RefSeq lists its product as uncharacterized. NCBI's taxonomy places the organism in Eukaryota, Fungi, Ascomycota, Sordariomycetes, Sordariales, Podosporaceae. Gene Ontology annotation, biological process: intracellular protein localization. Gene Ontology annotation, molecular function: ribonucleoside-diphosphate reductase inhibitor activity. The transcript has a single exon. The coding region runs from base 1 to 750 and encodes 249 amino acids. Gene Ontology annotation, cellular component: nucleus; cytoplasm. The record is from RefSeq and is a predicted model, not a curated record.